Molecule: messenger RNA, 393 nt
Organism: Besnoitia besnoiti
Lineage: Eukaryota; Apicomplexa; Conoidasida; Eucoccidiorida; Sarcocystidae
Exons: 1
Coding region: 1-393 (130 amino acids)
Source: RefSeq, a predicted model, not a curated record
AUGCCUCACGAUAGACAGCGUCCUCUCUGGCAUGUAGUAAAUCCUGAAGUAGAAGCAGGCUUCGAAUACAACUUGGGCAGCGACGAGGCGUGGAGAGUAGCGAACUCAAUUGGAGCUUCUCCCCACGCGAAUGACGCCAAGCAAAUCUACGGGAGCUACGUUGGAGCCAAUGUCAAUGCAUGCAAAGGCUUGAAACGGCCAGAGUCCGUUUCGAGAGAUUCACACUGCUACGCGGGCCGCUUCUUUGAAACGAAACUCCGAAAAACCAAAAGUCGACGCGUACAAGGCGCGCUGUCUGCAGAGGCGGACGUGCCGCAUCCUCAUGACGGAGAGGGCGGCGGGGCGGUAGCCUCGAGAAGGAACUGGGCCGAACUCCAGCCGGCGGCGACAUAA